AAAGGCUGCCAGACGUUCAAACUAUCGGUAAUUUUGUUCUGGGAUGUGGCAACAUCGCAGCAAACGCAUUCGCUAUAAAUUAUUUUGGUAUAAUAAAUAAAAUAAAAUAGAUUUUAAUAGAUUUGUGCAUUUAAAUUAAUACGUUUGCUAAGUUCUAAACAACAGAGAGUCUUAGGUGAGUUCUAUGCAACAGCAUAAAGUGAAUGAAAGGUGAAAUUUGAUGCGCAUUUCGACACCUUUGUCAACGCUUAUUUGCGCAAAAUAAUAAGUUGAGUUGUUGUUGGUCGCCAGCACAAACACACAGAAGUUGGCUCGCUUGGCGCAGGCAGUGAUAGAGGCCGAGACAGUGGGAAUACGCAUACAACAAGAACAACCAGAGAAUUAAUAAUAACAAUAACAACAGCAACAUCAACAAUAUUAACAGCGGUUGAUCAUAGGAAAUGGCUAAUACAAAUAUGAUUAGCAGUAAUCACAACAGUAACAGUAACACCAGCAGCAGCAGCACCGCCUACACCUACAACAAUUACAACAGUGUUAGUGCGGACAGCGGCAACAGUAGCGGAAGCAACGGCGGCAGCAGCGGCGGCGCUGUCGGCAGCGAGGUGCAAACGUUGCGCGAAGUCUGUAAUAUGCUCAAUACAGGCGCCACAAGCAAUUAUAUGAUACCAACAGGUGGUUGUCCAUACGAUCACAUUAUCACGAUGAUGCGUGGCCUCAACCUGCAGGACGAUGGCAUUUUAUUGAACAACAAAAUAAAGGCGAUCGAAACCGAUUUCUGCAACAUUGUGCGCGACGAAUCGAUGCUAUGCGAAUCAAUGGAUUACAUGAACAGCAAAGCUUUAAGUGACGCUGAGACGGCCCUAAAAUUCGCCCUAUUGUUCUCGUCGCGCAAUUUUGACGCCCUGGCAAUGAAGGAGACAAAAGUGCGCAGCGCCAUGCUUAAAAUCCUAGAGACGAACUAUAUCAAUGCAGAUGCGUAUCGUCAGCACGACAAGAAUCGAUUGUACAAUUCGAUAACGCUACUGGGCGAGUAUUAUCAUCGUGUGAGGCUGGCGGAUAAUGCGCCGAUUACCAUAUUGGGUGAUUCCCUGCUCAAUUUGCUAACGCGCGAGAUUAACGACGUCUCGGUGGUGAUGACUACUCGCCUGGCACGUCUGGUUCUGUCACAGAUAACGCUCAACGGCGAAAUAAUGAGAUCGCGUCACAAGGCCGAUAUCGAUCAGCUGCUGUAUCAUGUUAGGCGGCAUCUGAUCAUGCAACCAGCGCUGACAGCCAAAGUAAAAGCAAUGCUUUUAAUGGUGCUCGACUUGUUCUACAGCCAUUUCAAGCAUGUGGGCCACGAGCUGGAGGCCAUGUACACAGACUAUCUGGUUGUCGAUGACGACGAGGAUGAUAGCGUUAAUAACAACAAUAACAGUAGUAGUGAUGAGGUGCAACCACAGGCGGACAACUACGGCAGUGAGGAGGAGAACAACGGCAGCAGUGCCAAUAAUUCGGCACAAGAAGUGCCCAAGAAAUGGAGCGAGCAGGUCUGUGAGGAUUCCCUGUGUGACAUUGGAUACGGCGAUGCGGGUGGCAAUGUCGAGGAGCAGCAACAGUAUGGCAGUGAAAGCACUGGCAUUGCAUAUCAGAGCUAUGACUCGUCCAAUGCUGGACGUCCAGCCAGACGGGGAUAUCAGCCACGCCAUGCGCCGCGUCCUCUAAAGCCCUCCCACGCACAGGCUCCGCAUGCCGACAGCAUCAGCUCCGAUCAAUAUCCAUCCAUGGCGAGCAGCGAGGAUCGCGACGAGACUAAACCAUUGCCCAGCUGGCGCAAGACUCGCUUCAAUCGCACCAAUGAUGCGGAUCAGAAUGGACGAUCGCGCCAAGAUCAACAACAGCGUCGUUUCAGCAUCAGUUGUGAUGACGAUCAUCACAGUGUGCGCAGUGAAAGUGGCGGCAAUCUGCGUUUAUAUAGCAUACAUGAUCGCAGGAAGCAUUCGCAAGAGCGUUACGAACGCAAUCUUGGCGGUGGGGCCAAUUACAACAGCAUUGUUAACUCCAAUUGGGACCAGCGCGAUGAUCGCAGCGAACGCUCUUAUAUCAGCAACUAUGAGCGAGGAAACAACUACAAACGCGGCGGGCGUUAUAACAAUCACAAUCGCAACACGUACGACAAACCGCCACGCUUCCAGAAGCAGCAACAGCAGCAACAACAACAACAGCAGCAGCAGCAACAACAGCAACACAAGGAUCAACAGAAAAUACAUAGCGAAACCUGGCGACGUUCCAAUACAGCCAUAAACAAUGCAUAUCAGGAUGAGAAUUGUGCAUAUAACUCAAAUGGACCAGAGUCAAACAGUCGCAGCUCAUCACGUGCACGCACGCUACCACGUCCACCCAAAUCCCAAAUGGACGAGGGAGCCAGAAAGUCCAACUAUCGCUAUACGCAGAGUCCAACACGCGGUGGAGGAGGCGGUAGCGGUGGAGGCGGCAGUGGACCACGCAGCUUUCCACGUUACAGCAGCCAGAGCAGCCUGGCAAGUGAGGCGUCAAGCACAUUUGAUCGCCGUCAGCCACCGCCACAUCAAAAUCAACAUCAACACCAGCAUCCACAUCAACCGCAGCGUCAUCGCAACUUUACACGUCGCUCACAGCCGAAUAUACACCAGCCACAGGAUCAGCCAGAGGGACAACAGCAACCACGUCCUCAGAACACCAGUAACAACUGGCAUGAGGCUGGCAAGGAUGACAGUGAAUUAGUCCGGAAUGCACAGCAGACCACAAAGUACAUGAACUAUCUGUCGGCGAAGAAAUGAGAUAGAAUUGCCCGCUGCAAGAGAGUAAAAGAGCAACGUCACCGCAGCAGCUACAAAUGAAUGCAUGGAGUGAUUACAAUAAGCACGAGUAUAAUUUUGUAAAAUAAUUUAAAUGAUUUUAAAGUCUGCAACGAGAUUUUGUUUGUAACAUUUCUAAUUUACCUGCCCCCGCGUCCCGUAACAUUUUUUGCUCUACUCACUAAACAUUUGUAAUUGCAUAUUUUUGAUUUUUGUAUUUUUUUUUAUAUUGGAUUUUAAGCAUACUUUUCAAUUAUUAUUAUUAUUAGAUAAUAGUUGUGGCUUUCGUUUAAAUACGUUGUAUACUGUAUAAUCGUGUAGAGACUGUUUUGUAAUCUACAAUUGAGCUCAAAUGUUAAACUUAACUCGUGGCCAUUUGCAUCUAAUCUCCAAGUCCCGCCUCAAAUAAAUAGAACUAAACACAAAUAAAGCCAGGCUCAAGCAACACAACAAAACACAACAAAUACAAAAUAGUUUAAUCGGAAUGAACCAAUUGUAAAUAUCUAUUGUAAUCACGACGGAUCAAUCAACAUAUAUACACCCCCACAAACACACAACACACACAUACAUAUAUAUAUAUAUAUAGGUACAUAAAUAAUUAUACACCAAGCAUGUUUUAUACAUUUUCUGUUAGAAACUAAGUACAAAAGUCAUAAACAUGAAACAAAAAUCCUAUUUCUAUCAUAAUUGUAUGAAUAAAAUUUUGUUGUUUAAAUGUUACAUGCACUUUGCGCAAGUUGUAUUUUAGCUAAAUAUAUAUACAUAUAACUAAAUGUCAUGUUACAAAUCAGAUUCAAAAGAUUUAUUAAGAGAAAUAUACAUAUACACAUUUACAUGCAUACCUUAAAGAGAGAAGUUAUUAUAAAUAAUUGAAGAAAUAAAUACGCAUUGUUAAUGUGACAAUUUGUUGAAACAACAAAGAGUCCCGACAGAGAA
Molecule: messenger RNA, 3752 nt
Organism: Drosophila innubila
Lineage: Eukaryota; Metazoa; Arthropoda; Insecta; Diptera; Drosophilidae
Product: myb-like protein AA
Exons: 3
Coding region: 441-2798 (785 amino acids)
Biological process (GO): regulation of translational initiation
Molecular function (GO): translation activator activity
Source: RefSeq, a predicted model, not a curated record